CCCAGAGUGCGGUAGUGUUUGUGAGAGAAAUUCAAAGAAGGCGAAAUGGCGGGUGGUGGAGUAAAGGGGAGGAAGAGAGUGGAGGCGUCGUCCGAUGCCCAGGCUGCCUCUGCUUCUCUCCUUCGAGCCAAGGAUGGCAGCGCUUUUGCCCGAUGUGAAGAGUGCAAAAAGGAUGUGCCGGUGGUACUCAUCAGCAUGCACAGCUGCACCCUCGAUGCUAAGAUCAGAUUGAAUCUCGAAGCCCAGGUUGAGGAGAUGUCCUCCGAGCCCAAGAAGCCUGCAGAGAGGAAGAAAUCAAGUGCGACAGAGCCAAAAGCCAAGAAAGCAAAAACCGGGAAGAAGGGCAAGGAUCCCAACAAACGCAAGCGUCCUCCCACUGCCUUCUUUAUCUUCAUGGAUGACUUUAGAAAGGAGUAUAAGGAAGCGCAUCCCGGGAACAAGGAUGUCAAAACGGUCGCAAAGGAGGGUGGUGAGAAGUGGAAAUCCUUGAGUGAUGAAGAGAAGAAAGUGUACGUGGAUAAAGCUUCCGAGCUCAAGGCAGAGUAUGACAAGGCCUUGCAGACUGACAAUGCUGAAGAUGAAGACGGUGAUGGAGGUUCAGAGAAGGAAGUGGAUGUCAAGGAAGUGGAAGUGGAAGUGGAAGACAAGGAAGUGGAAGUGGAAGGCAAGGAAGCGGAAGUGGUGGAAGAGAAGGAAGUUGAAGAGGAAGUAGCAUCUGAUGGAGAGUAGAACAGAUUCCUUAUUUUCAUGUCUGAUAGUUAUUUUCUUGUCUCUUGUAAAUUUUGGAUCUGGUUUAGUUUAGUGGUUUCAGGCAUAGAUGUCAGAAAUUUUCUGAAGGGCAAUAUGGUUUCUUGGUUUUGGGGCAUCAUGUGUAUUUCUUCUUAGAAUGUUAAUUCCUAAACUUGUUAAGCAUUUGGCUCAAAUCAUUUCCAUGUUAUGACUUGGUAGUUCUGAUAGCUCGUUCUUAUUUGAUUUGUCAAUUGGCUA
Messenger RNA from Alnus glutinosa, 987 nucleotides. RefSeq names its product high mobility group B protein 7-like. The coding region runs from base 46 to 729 and encodes 227 amino acids. The transcript is spliced from 8 exons. The record is from RefSeq and is a predicted model, not a curated record. Lineage: Eukaryota; Viridiplantae; Streptophyta; Magnoliopsida; Fagales; Betulaceae.